UUGGCUAAUUCCAAUUGCUAUCAUGCAUUCAAGUCUCUGAUUUUGAUUGGAUAUUCAUAUUCCAAAGGUAGUUUGAUAAAUUAAAGAGUGUUGUAUUUGUGUUACAUCUUGUAAGUCUCAUCAAGUGUUGUGUUUGUUUUCUCUAGCUCCUUCUCUUUUUUCUCCAUCCAUCAUUUGGUUCAGGUUAUAUUAACGGAUAAACAUGGGAUACUGGAAAACAAAGGUUCUUCCACAGAUUAAGAAGGUUUUUGGAGUAGAUGUGGCAAAAAAAGCUGCUGCUGUUGAAGCAUGCAAGUCCUUUGAUGACUCUAAGGAGGAAUUAUCCAAGGAAUUUGAGGAGAAGAAAGCUGAGCUGCAGCCCAAAGUACUCGAGAUUUAUGAAGCUUCAUCAGCUGAAAUCAAGACUUUGGUAAAAGAUCCUAAAGAAGCUGGCCUUAAGAAACAUUCGGGUGAUGUUCAGAGCUUUCUUGACAAACUUAAUAAAAUUGAAUUCCCAGGUUCCAAAGUAGCCCUUGAAGCAUGUUCAAAGUUCGGACCAGCACUGGCUCCAGGUCCGGUUAUAUUCGUGUUCGAAAAGGUCUCAACAUUUGUGGUCACAGAAGAGAACCCCAGGGAGAUAGAAGCCCCAGCAGCAGCAGUAACAGAAGAAGCAACCACCACGAAAGAAACAAGCGAGGUAGAGAAGGAGAUAGCCACUGUCUCAGAGGAAAAACCUUGUGAAGUUGCAGCCACAGUUGCAGCCGAUGCCACUACAGCUGAGACAGCAGCCCCUCCCAAGGUGGAGCAGCCACAAGCUGAGGAACCACCUAAAAAAGCUUGAGCAACCAAUUGCAUGAUUCAUCAACAUUCAACAACGUGCUAUUAAGAAUGAACUCUUCCUCUCCUGCUUCUUUUUGUACAUUUGUGAAGAAUUGUAAAAGUGUAAUUUGUUAUAUACUCAUUUUGUUUUUUUAGUUUCCUGCUUCUUAUAAACCUUGUGAAAUUGCAAAGGUUCUUGUUAUGGUUUUUAUGUAACAUUUGUUUAAUUUUUUGAGGGGAUAUUAUGUUAUUGUAACUUCUUUUACUUUCUUAUGCAGAAUAUCAAAAUAUGUAAUUAAUACAGUAUUUUAUAUAUAUAUCAGUGUACAUUCAGUGAA
This is a messenger RNA of Chenopodium quinoa (quinoa), 1136 nucleotides long. RefSeq names its product plasma membrane-associated cation-binding protein 1-like. Gene Ontology annotation, cellular component: plasma membrane. Lineage: Eukaryota; Viridiplantae; Streptophyta; Magnoliopsida; Caryophyllales; Amaranthaceae. The record is from RefSeq and is a predicted model, not a curated record. The transcript is spliced from 5 exons. The coding region runs from base 203 to 820 and encodes 205 amino acids.